Molecule: messenger RNA, 1923 nt
Organism: Bactrocera neohumeralis
Lineage: Eukaryota; Metazoa; Arthropoda; Insecta; Diptera; Tephritidae
Product: carboxypeptidase B
Exons: 5
Coding region: 311-1735 (474 amino acids)
Biological process (GO): proteolysis
Molecular function (GO): metallocarboxypeptidase activity; zinc ion binding
Source: RefSeq, a predicted model, not a curated record
CCGACGUUUAGUGUCGACUGACUGCUCUUUCAGACAAAACGCAACGCGGCGCGGAUCGCGUUCGGAAAAAAGUGAAAAGUUUAUAACAAAAAAAAAUUAACGUAAGGUGUGCGCGCUUGCUCACGUAACGUAAUAAAAAGUGUGAAACAAAAACGUAACGCAAUUGUAGUGACUUGAGAACGGAAAAGGUCUACGAAUAAAAAGUUGCAUAGCCGCACACAGCGCGUCCUUCAGCCAGCCGCACUUCUACAUACGUGCACAUCGCCACAAAACUUAACUAUCUCUCUCCCCUACGCCCCACUCCAGCAGAAUGCUACGCUGUCAGUGCAGCUUAUUUAGCGUGUUUGUGCUUUUUGCGCUCACCAAUGCUUUCGAUAUCACACGCAUGGAACCCAUUGCCGAUAAAAACAUACACACCGGAAAUCGUAUGCUCUACGAAAGGGAAAUCAACGCGAACAUUUCGCAUGCGGCGGCAGCAGAAGAGGAUGCAGCAGAUGGUGUGCUCGAUGUAAAUGAGAUCCCAGUGCGUUUCGAUGAUGCACAACUGUGGCGUAUCUAUAAUAUAUCAGAGCAUAUGCAGAACAACAUGCCGUUGGCAGAGAUGCUGGAGAGUAAAUUUGGCGGCGUUAUUUGGAAGGAAAACUCGAAAUUUCUGGAUAUCUCCAUAAAUAAGGAGAACUUGAAAGCAGCGCGCAGCUAUCUCUCUGAGCACAACAUCGAUAAAGAGGUGAUAAAUACGAAUAUACAGGAGAUGAUCGACGCUGCCGAAUUAGAGGGCAUCAAGGCGAGCCAAGCGGAGGCGGGCAGUCGUACAAAGAAACAAACAAGCAGCGGCAUUGAUUGGAAGGACUACCAUGAUUUGGAAACGAUUUAUGCGUUCAUGCGUGAAAUUCGCCAGAAAUUUCCGAAAAUCUGUCGUUUGUACUCGAUUGGAAAGUCGGCGGAGGGACGUGAUCUGAAGGUGUUGAGAAUCUCGGAGAACCCACGUGAGUACAAAAAGAUCUGGAUCGAUGGCGGCAUUCACGCACGCGAGUGGAUCAGUCCGGCAACAGUUACUUUCAUACUUUAUCAGUUAAUGAUCAAAUGGGAAGAGCAACCGGAUUAUAUAAAGCAACGCACUUGGUACAUUAUGCCCGUUAUGAAUCCAGAUGGCUACGUCUACAGUCGCAAAGUGAAUAGAAUGUGGCGUAAGAAUCGGGCACGUAUUCCAGGUUCGAAGUGUAUUGGUGUCGAUUUGAAUCGUAAUUUCAAUAUUGGUUGGAAAGGACGUGGCUCGUCGACAGAUCCGUGUAGUGACGUAUAUCGUGGCGCAAGCGCCGGCUCUGAAUUGGAAACGAAAGCAGUGGUGAAUUUUCUGUUGCGACGCAAACAUAACCUAGAAGCUUAUUUGACAUUCCACAGUUACGGUCAAGCCAUUGUCUAUCCGUGGGCAUACAAAGCGGCGAAGGUGAAGGAUUCUGCCUUAUUGCAACGCGUUGGCCAAACGGCUGUGCAACGCAUUCUCAGUAAGACCAAGUCUGUGUAUACAAGUGGUGUGACGUAUCAACUCCUGAGUGUUGCCGGUGGCGGUUCGGAUGAUUGGACGCGCGCAGCUUGUGAUGUCAAAUAUGUUUACACCGUGGAGUUGCGUGAUACCGGCAAAUAUGGUUUUCAACUACCGCCUUCGCAGAUAAUCGGCACUGGCGAGGAGGGCCUGAUCAUUGUGGAAGCUGUAGCUCAGGCUAUUACACUUUAAUCUAAUUUAUUUAUAUAAAUUUAUUUAUUUAUAUAAAGGUAUGUGUGUGUUUGAUGAAUGUGUGCAUGUUUUGAAAGAAAAAAAAACUAAAUAUAUACAGACAAUUUUACCAAUAAGCUAUGUGCAUAUGUACUACUACAUUAUGUGUGCGUUGAAAAGAAAUAAUAAAAAUCUAUAUAAUUGAUAAA